Messenger RNA from Capronia epimyces CBS 606.96, 1899 nucleotides. RefSeq lists its product as uncharacterized. The transcript has a single exon. Lineage: Eukaryota; Fungi; Ascomycota; Eurotiomycetes; Chaetothyriales; Herpotrichiellaceae. The coding region runs from base 1 to 1899 and encodes 632 amino acids. The record is from RefSeq and is a predicted model, not a curated record.
AUGUCCUCCCACAUCGGUAAUGGCCGUUCAGAAAGCCUCACCCCCGGUGGCUAUUCCGAGGGCGAUUCAGAGGGCGGCUUUAGCAUAGCCAGUAUACCGAAAUCAAACAAUUUCACAUCCAAUCUUCCUCCAGAUAUGCAGUAUCCUACCCCCGUCGACUCUCAUCGAGCCCCUCGAGAAAAACUCGGCCCCCGCCUGGUCCGAGGAGCAUUGUACACUUAUGUCAGACCCGAACCUACAGAAAAUCCCGAGUUGUUGGCGGUCAGUAAAGCUGCUCUACGUGACAUUGGCCUCGCCGAGACCGAGGGUUCUUCGGAAGAAUUGAAACAGGUGGUCGCAGGUAACAAGUUCUAUUGGGAUGAAGAAAAAGGGGGCAUCUAUCCGUGGGCGCAAUGCUAUGGCGGCUUCCAGUUUGGCCAGUGGGCCGGACAACUCGGCGAUGGAAGAGCUAUAUCCCUGUUCGAGACCACAAACCCAAAAACUAAAGUCCGCUAUGAAUUACAAUUAAAAGGCGCCGGGAAAACACCGUAUUCACGGUUUGCAGAUGGCAAGGCGGUCUUGCGCUCUAGCAUCCGAGAAUUCAUCGUCUCGGAAUAUCUCAAUGCCAUCGGCAUACCAACCACACGAGCAUUAUCGCUGACGUUGUGCCCGAACUCCAAGGUGGUUCGAGAGCGGCUAGAACCGGGGGCAAUCGUCUGUCGCUUUGCCCAGUCCUGGUUGCGUCUCGGAACAUUUGAUCUGAUGCGGUCGAGGGGGGACAGGGAUCUCAUUCGCAAAACUGCCACCUAUGUUGCCGAAGAGGUGUUUGGUGGUUGGGAGACCCUUCCCGCUGUUUUGCCCGCCGACACCAAAGAUGCGCACCUGGAUCCGACACGAGGAGUGCCCAAAUAUCAAAUCCAAGGUAAGGAGGGCGCGGAGGAGAAUCGGUUCAGCAGACUUUAUCGGGAAAUCGUACGGCGGAAUGCCAGGGUGGUGGGUAUGUGGCAAGCGUACGGGUUCAUGAAUGGGGUUCUCAACACGGACAACACGUCGAUCUAUGGCCUGUCGAUGGACUACGGGCCGUUUGCGUUCAUGGACAAUUUUGACCCGACCUACACUCCAAACCACGAUGACCACAUGCUCCGGUAUAGUUAUCGCGCUCAGCCGAGUAUUAUCUGGUGGAACCUCGUCCGUCUGGGCGAGUCGCUGGGCGAGUUGAUCGGGGCUGGUGACCGGGUGGAUGAGACGGUCUUUGCCGAAAAGGGGGUCGAGGAGGAUUUUGCUCCGGUAUUGAUCAAACGCGCCGAAACCAUCAUCGACCAAAGUGGGGACGAGUACAAGGCGGUGUUCCUGAGCGAGUAUCGUCGGCUGAUGACUUUGCGCCUCGGACUGAAAACUCAGAAGGACAGUGACUUUGACGUGCUGUUCUCCGAGCUUCUGGACACGAUGGAAGCACUGGAGCUCGACUUCAACCAUUUCUUCCGACGGCUCUCGUCGGUGAAGCUGGACGACGUCAGCACCAAGGAGACCCGUGAAAAGACGGCGGAACGCUUCUUUCACCAGGAAGGCGUCACCGGUCUCAACGAAACGAACGAGUCUGGACGAGAGAAGGUCGGUAAGUGGCUCGACUCCUGGCGUGAGCGCGUUGCGGAAGAUUGGGGCACUGGAGGGUCGGCGGACGAGGACAGAAUCAAGGCCAUGAAGGCCGUCAACCCGAAUUUCGUGCCUCGCGGCUGGUUGCUCGACGACAUCAUCGACCGGGUCGAGAACAAAAACGACCGAGACAUUCUCCACGGCGUGAUCGACAUGGCUCUCAGCCCGUUCCAAGACCAGUGGGGAUGGAACGAGCGGAUUGAAGAGAAAUAUUGCGGUGACGUGCCAAGGUUCCAGAGGGCCAUCCAGUGUAGUUGUUCCUCUUGA